Cyanidioschyzon merolae strain 10D is the source of this 2697-nucleotide messenger RNA. Its product is annotated as similar to alpha-glucosidase. Gene Ontology annotation, molecular function: hydrolase activity, hydrolyzing O-glycosyl compounds. The transcript has a single exon. Gene Ontology annotation, biological process: carbohydrate metabolic process. The record is from RefSeq and is a predicted model, not a curated record. Lineage: Eukaryota; Rhodophyta; Bangiophyceae; Cyanidiales; Cyanidiaceae. Bases 1 to 2697 code for a protein of 898 amino acids.
AUGAAAGGUGUAUCACGUUCGAUACCAGUGUUUGCGCACGCUUUGAGCAAGGAUUUCCAAAAACUUCAGGAGGGCGACGCUCAGAAACUAGAGCAUUGCGGGUCGCUGCCGAGAAACUCGGACGUGUUAGCUGCGAACGUUGCAGCUGCGUUUGCAGGCGGCACCGUGCUUGCCCGGACACUGAGUUCCGCUGUGGGCGCUGCCGCACUGCUGUCGCGUGCGGUACAGUCCAAUGUACUGCAAACUCAAGUCAAAGAAGAGGUAUAUGAAGGCAACUAUUUCAAAGUUACCGAGCGUGCGGGUGAGUGGUACAUUUUGCGGCACGAGCCGCGCGAGUUGCUUGUACGCGUGACGGUGGCGCUUGCAACGUACCAUAUAUAUCGAGACGGUGCGCUCUGCGCUACCGGCUCGUUGCUCUGGGGCUUGGAGGACGGAAACUCUAGAUUUGAGCGUAAAAUACUGGCGUUCGAGGGCGGCAAUGAGGUCGUAUGUAACGAAAGAACGAGAGCUGCUGGUGUUCGUCUGCGCUACCACGACGCAGCCGACCCCGAUGACGUUGUUGAGGUUACCAUUGCAGUGCAUUGCGACCGUCAAGAUUGUCGCGUUUGUCUCACAGCCGAGCGUACUGAACCAGGAAAACAGGCUGCAGGUGCUGGGAAACCAUUGUCACUGCUCGGUUGGUCGUAUGUGCUCAACGAGCCUAAGGGUAAGGUGGUGUACGGCCUAGGUGAGUUCCUAAAUCAGACGUGGCCUCUGUCGGACGCAAUGCUACCGCCGACCCCAUUUGUGACCUGGGACAAUGCACCCAGUGGAGUCGGUUCGGUGCUCUCUCCCGUGCUCCUGUCCUCAACCGGGGUAGCGGUUGUGAUGCCGCACCCUCCAUUUGAUUUACACGUCUCGUCGAAUGCCCAGGUGGAGCCGGCGAUACCCCAUGAAAAGUUCACCACGGACGUCUAUAUACCGAUCUAUUCAUCCGUACUGGACGCCGAGACGAGACGCAGCCGCCAGCGACCGCAUCGUCAGUGCCCGCCCGUGCAGCAGCCUGGCACGACUCGCGGUGACCAGCGGCUCUGUGCUUGGUCCGCGCGAGCAAAGCGUCUAGAACUUGAGCUGCUCAUUGCAGCAGAACCAAGACUGGACCAGACGUUUUCUCAUUUGCGUCGCUGGUUUGGCGCACCGCAGCGCUCCUGGAAGAGCACUGCCCUCAUCGAGCGCGUGAUCUGGUCUACCUGGGCCGAAAUGAAAGCCGACGUCACCGCGACCAAGGUCAUGCUUAUGGCGGAUAACUUACGUUCGCUCGACCUGCAGGGCGGUAUCAUUGAGAUAGACGAUAAGUGGCAGCGAAACUACGGCGAUACAAGCUUCGAUCCGAACAAGUUCCCGGAACCGCGACAACUGGUCGAUGCCCUGCAUGCCCGCGGCUUUCUCGUAACGCUCUGGAUCCCGCCAUUUAUCACCGAGGAGAGUACCAACUUUGCCGAAGCUCGAGACCGCGGCUUCCUUCUCGGCCACGGUAAACGGCCAGUAGAAUGGUGGCAAGGCCAGGGUCAUUUACUCAAUGUCUUUAAACCGGAAGCGCGGGAUUGGUGGCAGUCCAAGCUCCGCCAACUCCAACACGAAACUGGAAUCGACGGCUUCAAGUUCGACGCCGGCGAAGGUGCCUUUGUCCCAAGCGCUCUUCUCCGCUGCGAUGCCUUGGACGCAGAUGCAGUACUCCAGCAGAACGAGUACACGCGUCAGUACGUUGCCAUGGCUUCAAGUUUCCCUAUUGCGGAGGUGCGUACCUCCUGGUUUGAUAGCCUCUUCGCGCCCGUCGUGGUUCGCCUUUUCGACAAAUCCUCUAAAUGGGGCACCGAUAACGGCCUGAAGAGUGUCGUCACAGGCGCCUUGACCGUCAGCGUACUGGGCGUCCAAGUCGUGAUGCCCGACAUGAUUGGUGGAAACGCUUAUGGUAAUGCAGAUGAGGUCGCUCUGGAGACUGAUCCCGCUCAGCUGCGAGAGCUCUAUAUUCGAUGGUUGCAAGCCAGCAUCGCCAUGCCUUGUGUGCAGUUCUCUCUGCAGCCGCAACUAUUCGAUCGCUUGCUACCACCUCAUCCGGAACUCUCUGAAACCGUCGUCGACCUCGUUCGGAGAUACCUGCGUUUUCGCGAAACGUCCAUCGUUCCGCUCCUGCUCACGCUACUCCAGAACGAUGAGCCUAUCGUGCGUCCUGUCUGCUGGGAUGAGCGCCUUACCGCGGAUCAUCCGCUAAGUGGAGUCGCGAGCCGCGUUGACGACGAAUACCUCAUCGGUACAGACCUGCUGGUGGCACCCGUCCUCGCCUAUGGUCAGCGUCGACGAAGCGUCUACUUACCGACCGGUUACUGGUGUCGUUGGCGAAUCGACUCGGCGUGCUCGACUUUGAAAAGCUCGUUAUCCCCUGACAACGUCGACAUCAACAACCGAGACACCGUUUGGCUCGGCCCGUGCGUCAUAACCGAGGAGGCUCCGCUGCACGAGCUGCUCCUCUACCGUCGGGUGCAACCAGUGUCGGACUCUCUGCCGACGCAUGCGCUGCGUUCCGAGACGUUCGAAUGUAACCGGGGUGCACCUGAGGAGAAGCCACGUCAAGCGCUCAAACUGCUCCAGACGCACUCGUCAGCCACGUCGAUGCCUGGGGCAGUCGACAAGUCAGCGCAGAGCGGUACGCACUGGUGA